GGCAGGAGGGAUCUGCCAAUCGGGCGAUGAAGAAGGGAAGACGGAAGAACAAACUCGAUGCCGAGCCGCAGCCGAUGCCCAAAGCUGUGCAGCCUGAGGAGGGCAUCUCUGGCUGGCCUUCCAUGUCGAGGAAGGAGGAUCUCGUCGCCGGCAUUGUGUCCCAUUCGGUGAAGCUGCACACCUGUGAUGGCUUCCUGAGUGCCAAGGAGUGCGACAGGCUGAUUGAGUGGCUGGACAAGGGGGAGAGGUGGCAGUUGAUGAACUGCCCGCAAACCAAGGAAAAACUGCGUUCAGGUACACACAUUCAAUGACAUGACAUGCACACAGACGUCAACACACACAGCACGUGUGUGGCCGGCCUUCAGGAUGUGCCAUCGCAUUCAGUUCGACUCUGUGGCCUUCGCGGACAUGCUGUGGCACACGGGUCAGCGACGGACGGACGGACGGACGGACAGACAGACAGACAGCCGUAUCCCAUUAGCCACGCACACCCGUUGCUUCGCUGUGCGCCCGUGUGUCAGGCAUGGACGCAGUCUGCCAGCACCUUUUCCGUCAGCGGGGCGUGCGGCUCUACGAGAACAUUCGCUUCUACAAAUACACCAAGGGGCACGCCUUUGGUCCGCACUACGACGAGGCCAUCCGGUUCCCCACUACAGGCGAGGAGACCAAGUGGACGCUGCUGGUGUAUCUGAGCGAGUGUGUCGGCGGUGAGACCGCCUUCCUGGACGGCAAGGGGAAGCAGCCGGUGGCCAUAGCGCCCAGGGCGGGGAUGGCCUUGCUGCACGCACAGGGCCCUAGGUGUCUGCUGCACGAGGGGAGGGAGGUGAGGGAUGGCGUCAAGUACGUCAUGAGAAGCGAUGUGGUCAUGAAACUGUGAUGAGCAGAGACAUAUGAGAGGACGGACGGUGAAGGGUGGGUGUACAGAGAGAGAGAGACAGAGAGAGUGGCGGGUCGGUGUCUGCUUUGAUUUGAUGAGCGGGGAAUUCAUCCAGCCAUGAUGUGAUGCAGUGUACAGCUG
This is a messenger RNA of Vitrella brassicaformis, 1018 nucleotides long. The record is from the annotation of a GenBank genome assembly. NCBI's taxonomy places the organism in Eukaryota, Vitrellaceae.